This is a messenger RNA of Pipistrellus nathusii (Nathusius's pipistrelle), 1095 nucleotides long. Lineage: Eukaryota; Metazoa; Chordata; Mammalia; Chiroptera; Vespertilionidae. The record is from the annotation of a GenBank genome assembly.
AUGCAGGCAUUUUUAAAAGGCACAUCUAUCAGUACUAAACCACCAUUGAUCAAGGAUCGAGGAGUAGCUGCCACUGCCGGAAGUAGUGGAGAGAACAAGAAAGCCAAACCUGUUCCAUGGGUGGAAAAAUAUCGUCCAAAAUGUGUGGAUGAAGUUGCUUUCCAGGAAGAAGUGGUUGCAGUGCUGAAAAAGUCUUUAGAAGGAGCUGAUCUCCCCAAUCUCCUGUUUUAUGGGCCACCUGGAACUGGAAAAACAUCUACAAUUUUGGCAGCAGCAAGGGAACUCUUUGGGCAUGAACUUUUUCGAUUAAGAGUUCUUGAGUUAAAUGCAUCUGAUGAACGUGGAAUACAAGUAGUUAGAGAGAAAGUGAAGAAUUUUGCUCAAUUAACUGUAUCAGGAAGUCGUUCAGAUGGGAAGCCAUGUCCUCCUUUUAAGAUUGUGAUUCUGGAUGAAGCAGAUUCUAUGACCUCAGCUGCUCAGGCAGCAUUAAGACGCACCAUGGAGAAAGAAUCUAAAACCACCCGCUUCUGUCUCAUCUGUAACUAUGUCAGUCGAAUAAUUGAACCUCUGACCUCUAGAUGUUCUAAAUUCCGCUUCAAACCUCUGUCAGAUAAAAUUCAACAACAGCGAUUACUAGACAUUGCUGAUAAAGAACAUGUCAAAAUUAGCAAUGAGGGACUGUCCUGUCUUGUUAAAGUAUCAGAAGGAGACUUAAGAAAAGCCAUUACAUUUCUUCAAAGUGCUACUAGAUUAACAGGUGGGAAGGAGAUCACAGAUAAAGUGAUCACAGACAUUGCUGGGGUAAUACCAGUAGAGACUGUUGAUGGAAUAUUUGCUGCAUGUCAGAGUGGUUCUUUUGACAAGCUAGAAGCUGUGGUAAAGGACUUGAUAAAUGAAGGACAUGCAGCAACUCAGCUUGUAAAUCAGCUUCAUGAUGUAGUUGUAGAAAAUGAUGCUCUUUCUGAUAAACAAAAAUCCAUCAUUACAGAAAAACUUGCUGAUGUAGACAAGUGCUUAGCAGAUGGUGCUGAUGAACAUCUACAAUUGAUUAGCCUCUGUGCUACUGUGAUGCAACAGUUAACCCAGAAUUGUUAA